Iphiclides podalirius (scarce swallowtail) is the source of this 960-nucleotide messenger RNA. The record is from the annotation of a GenBank genome assembly. Lineage: Eukaryota; Metazoa; Arthropoda; Insecta; Lepidoptera; Papilionidae.
AUGAAGGUUGAGCUUAUAGUUGUCAGCAGUACAGGUGUAUUAAUAAGGGGCAAGAUGUCCGGAGCUGUAACACAGAUUCCGAUUGAGAAGGAGUACGAGAAGAAUCCGGAUAUGACACCGGAAGACAUAAAGAAGUUCAGAGAGUGGCUUAUGUCGCAGCCGCAUCUGCCUGGAGAGCACAUCUCUGACCUGAAUCUAGCAAUCACAUUCCACUCUUGCGAAAAUAGUUCGGAGGUCUCGAAGCAAGUGUUGGAUCUGCACUACACUCUUAAGACGCUAUUUACUGCGUUCUUUAAGGACCGCGAGUUCGACAAAGAAGUGGAGAAAGCGCUGAAUACGGUAUUGUUUGCUCUCCUGCCUACUCCAAUUGACCACGGCUUUCGGGUCCUGUACGCGCGUUUGAUCGAUCCCGACGCUGGCAACUUCAACUUCCCCAAGGCUAUCCGAGCCUUGAUGAUGGGCUUCGACAUUUGGCAGCAGGAGGAAGGCACUUGGCCCGGGUUUGUGAUUAUGAUAGAUAUGCAUCUGUGUACAUUGAGUCACGUCGCCAAACUUGAUGUGAUGAGCAUCAAACAGGUUUUAUAUUUUCUACAGGAAUGUAUGCUAGUAAGGCUCAAAGGGUUUCACUUCUUGAACGCGCCGUACUUCAUGGACAAGGUUAUGAUGCUACUCAAGCCAUUCAUGAAGAAGUCUCUUAUGGAUAUCAUCCACAUCCACCAGCCAAAUUCCGAGGAGCUGUACAAGUUUGUACCCAAAAAGGCAUUCCCGAAGGAAGAAGGCGGUGAAUACAAGGAUCAUGAAACAAUCAGAGACGAAAUGAUCGAGCGCUUAAAAGCCAAUGACAAGUUCUUCAAGACCGAAGGCCUUUGCAGGGUAAAUGAGGCGCUUAGGCCUGGAGGCAAAUCCAAAAUAGCAGAUCUAUUCAGCGUCCAGGGUAGCUUUAAGAAAUUGGACAUAGAC